AUGUUCAAGUACGCCCACAACGCGAGACAUACUGUUUUCUGGUAUCACGAUGGCUCCGUCGUGCUUGUCUUGGAGGACAUGCUCUUCAAGUUGCACGCAUCACGCCUAGAACGAGAAUCAAAGUACUUCGCAGAUUUGUUUCGCGGUGAUCCGCCGCAGGAGACGAUGGAAGGCUGCCCAGUCUACAUUGUCCACGGUGUGUCUGCGGCCGAUUUCACAGUUCUCGUAGAGACGAUGGAAGGGGCCAUAACGUACGCACGGAGCCCCCCACCAUUCCCUGUCGCCGCUGCACUCCUCCGUGCCUCACGUGCGCUCUCCUUCCACAAAUUCACAGAGUUUGCGGUCCAGGUUCUGCACGAAAUGUGGUCGCCCGAUCUGAUGCUCGUGACUUCCGAACGCAAGCCGUAUGCUGCUGACACUAUCGAUCUCGCGGUGAUGUGCGACGUCCCAGAGGUAUUCAAGCGUGCGUACUAUGAGCUUCUCCGCACGCCACGAUUUAGACAGUCGGUCGACGGUGACGACGGCAACAUGCGCGAUGAUCCAAGCGCGCCGUCUACCCUCGGGGUGCUCGACUAUGAGCGCCUCGUCGCUGCGCGCUCGAAGCUGCAGGAUGCGUGGCUGCAGAUCGCGUUGGUCCCCUUUGGUUCCGACUGUCCCCCGCGCGCGUUGCCUCUUGGAUCCGAACCUGCAGAUGUACGACCUUACCAGAGCGGUGAAAGUGCGCAGCUGUGGCACAAGAUGGUGGUUCAGAAGCCUGUGUUCAAGGAGGGAAUGCUGGACCCGCUGGGUGCGCUUCAAACACUGAUUGACAUCGACUGGUGCGAGCUCUGUUACUGCAAGAGCUGUGUUGGACGCCAGCGGAAGACAUGGACCGAGGCGAGGGAGCGGAUCUGGAGGGAUUUGGAUGCGUGGCUGGGCUUGGGGUGA
Molecule: messenger RNA, 927 nt
Organism: Sparassis crispa
Lineage: Eukaryota; Fungi; Basidiomycota; Agaricomycetes; Polyporales; Sparassidaceae
Exons: 2
Coding region: 1-927 (308 amino acids)
Molecular function (GO): protein binding
Source: RefSeq, a predicted model, not a curated record